This is a messenger RNA of Cimex lectularius (bed bug), 1865 nucleotides long. Its product is annotated as ras-related and estrogen-regulated growth inhibitor-like protein. The record is from RefSeq and is a predicted model, not a curated record. Bases 145 to 879 code for a protein of 244 amino acids. The transcript is spliced from 5 exons. Gene Ontology annotation, molecular function: GTP binding; GTPase activity. Lineage: Eukaryota; Metazoa; Arthropoda; Insecta; Hemiptera; Cimicidae.
CGGCAGCACGCCAGUAGUGUUUGUUACACCAACGUUCGUUUUUGUGGAUUUGUGCUGACUUGUGUUAUUUUGUGCCAGCCGUGAGCUUUUGACAGCCCGAUCGGAGAAUCGACAUUACUAACUAUAAAAAAAGUAAAGAGGACGAUGAAGACGGAGGAGAGGAACACCGCAAACUCUCCCAGGGUCAGGAUUGUCGUACUCGGGAUGAUCAGCGUCGGAAAAUCUGCUUUGACAGUCCGCUAUCUGACAAGACGCUACAUCGGCGAAUACCGUUCAAAUACUGACCUGUUGUAUCGCCAGACCGUUACGAUCAACAACUCGCCGGUGGAAGUGGAGAUCAUCGACGUCUCCGGAGAAACGAGGGAUUCCAGUUUCCCUGUGGAGCAGGUUCAAUGGGCGGAUGGUUGUGUUAUAGUCUAUUCCAUCACCGACAAGCAGUCAUUCCAAUAUGCAGUUGAAUCACUGGAGAACCUCCAGAAAUUGCGUUCCGUCUCGUCGGUUCCUGUCACGCUUUUAGGGAACAAAGCGGAUUUGGCCCAUUUGCGUGAAGUUACCGAAGACGAGGGAAGGAGUGCCGCCCUGAGGAACGGUUGCCAAUUCUACGAGGUGUCCGUCGCUGAGAAUAGUGCAGAUCUCUACCAGGCGUUCGAGUCCCUGCUCAACGAGACCCGUUGCCAGCAAGGCAACUGCUCGAACAAGACGCGCAAGUUUUCCGUCACGAAAAUGAUAGGGACCUUGAUCGGCAGCAGUACUAGUAAAAGCGGCCAACCUGGGGCAAACCAACACGGCGGCACGGUGGUCGUAUGUCAUAAGUCCGACUUGCACAGGAACCGGGUACUCAAACGACGUCAGAACUUCACUGCUACGGCAUCGUUGUGACUCGAGUCGCAGACGGCUGAUACUUCUGCUUGAAGCCCUCAUGAAGAGGGAGUCUGUCUGUUUUUGGCCGGCUUAUAGCCCUGGAACAGGUGUAAGCGUUGUUCCUUUUCCGGGAAACGGCUGACGUUUCGGAGAGCUUUGUUUUCAAGCUUCCACUUUGAGAAGAUCUAUCUCUGAGCUGUACGACUCUCAAUUGGAACGUCUCCGACCGUUGUGAUAGCUCCGUUGUGGGAGCCUUUUAAGGAACAUUUUAGGUCUGUUAGGUGCUAAUGAGGAUGGUUAUUAUUUAUACUUGUUCGAUUCCUAUUCUCGACACAUUCAUAUCACACAAAUUAUCGUGUAAUGUUAUCUUUUAUCGAGACAAAUGCAUGAAAGGAGUAUACUUUGUGUGUAGAUAACAUGUAGAGGCAAAUUUAUUUUGUAGUACAAAGUAGAAUAUAAAGCUUCGACUUUCGAUAGCUCAAAAUUAUUAAUUAUUAAUUAGCAGUUUAUGUUUCUAUUAAUUUAUUUAAACUUUUUAUUGUGAGAAAGUCGCCAAAGAGCAAAAAAGAACUAGUUACCAUUUAUACUAUUAAAAUAAUGCAUUCAUGAGUAUAAAUUAGUUUAUAUCGAAGCAAUUAUUAUUAAUAUAAUAUGGCCUUUAAUAACAUUUUGUGAAAUAAUUAGGCAAUUAUUGACUAAUUACUAAUAAUCACAAUUGAAUUGUAACUUAUAUCUGCCAAACGAGGGCACAAUAAAUUAGAAUCAUUGUUUAAUAAUUUUUGUAUGAAUCUAAGUAAAAUAAGGCUGUGAUUAUUUAUAAAGUUCAAAAUCUGAUAUUGCCUAUUUGUUUCGUGGUGUUGCGUUGUCAGAAACGUACAUGGAUUGAAUGGUCCUAAAUGAAAUUUUUCCAGACUGUCGAGUAAGAUUAUUUAAUGUGAAGUGUACCUUAUAUGUAAGAAUGAUUUUUUUUUUACAAUAAUAAAACUGUUUGGUGUAUUACAGAA